Messenger RNA from Trematosphaeria pertusa, 570 nucleotides. RefSeq lists its product as uncharacterized. The record is from RefSeq and is a predicted model, not a curated record. The transcript is spliced from 2 exons. NCBI's taxonomy places the organism in Eukaryota, Fungi, Ascomycota, Dothideomycetes, Pleosporales, Trematosphaeriaceae. The coding region runs from base 1 to 570 and encodes 189 amino acids.
AUGGACAACCUUGGAACUACAGCGAGCGCCAUCUCCUCCCUCCAGGUACCACUUUUGUGCAGCACCACUUCGAGAGCUCUCACAGCUUCGCACGCCGCCUUCUUGAAAUCGCUGGUCUCGAGCAUUCCGGCGUGUAAGGCUCCCCUCAUUCCUAAAAUUUUCAACUCAGUCUUCACACUGCCGGCUCAGCUACAUUACAUUUCUCUCUCACUCCCGGACCACGCUAACCUUCCCGCCUUUUCUGAGCUUACUGCGGGAUACCGUCUCUCUCACCGGAAAAUCGCGCUAGUCGAAGAUCACUUAUUAUAUCGUCGGCCCCAAAACCCCUUUCCUCAACCGACUGUCUACUCAAACACUUUCAAGGAUAUCGUCUCAAUUACGGCGAAAACAGUCACCAUGACGACCACUCGAUACCUGUCAUUCAAAGUCAACAAGGACACGCGAAGAAUGUUGGUCGCGUUCACCCGAGAUAACGACGAAGCAUGGCUUCAUAUCUCUAUGGUGGCCGAUAAGGGAGACGCGAAACCAAGGACCGCAUGGUACAGAACCGCCAAGGGCGGCCACCAGUAG